Drosophila bipectinata is the source of this 748-nucleotide messenger RNA. RefSeq lists its product as uncharacterized. The record is from RefSeq and is a predicted model, not a curated record. NCBI's taxonomy places the organism in Eukaryota, Metazoa, Arthropoda, Insecta, Diptera, Drosophilidae.
CAGUGUGGGCACACUCGCAGUCCGGACGAAUAAUCUCAAAUUGCGAUUAUUUCAAUUUGCCUUACGGUUCAGACGAUUCGGUUUUGAAGAGCGCAUUUAAAAAAAAACUAUUUAAAAUGUUGCAAGGCGUUUGUUGCAUGAACCUGAACACCUAUGGUAUGGUGAUUGGAUGGCUGGGCGCGAUCUCGUCCUUGAUCGGAACGAUUAUCCUGUCCGUUGCUUUAGGAUUCACAGAUCAUUUGAUCCAUCGACCUAUAUAUGAUCCCUAUGAUCCCUAUGAUUCAUAUAGUUCGAAGGAAACUGCUUUGGCUGUGCUGCCUGUGGCUGCUCUAAGUGUUUUGUUGGUCUUCAAAGUGAUCAACCUGCUGUCUUCGGUCUUGUUGAUCGUCGGAACUGUUAAGCAACGUCAUCUUCUGCUGCUGCCAUGGAUGAUCAACUCUUCUGUGUUUUUGGUCAUUGCAUCCUUCGCUCACAUGGCGAUGUUCAUCGGAUUGAUGAACACAAAUGGUGCCUUUCCUCAAGCGCUGCUCCCGAUCAUGCUAAUAGGGUCUUUUCUGGCUCUGGGAUGGUAUUUGUACUACGGCAUAUACUCGCUCUUCAAGCAAAUUCAGGCUUCCAGCAAGAUUGAGCGCCCGCUUAACCCUCCGCAGACCUUAAUGCUCGAAAAAACUUCUCCCAUCUACACCCAGUUCUGAUAGGUCUGGACAUCAAAAUAUGAAACAUUUUUCGAAUCUUCGAAUCUUCUAAA